Messenger RNA from Humulus lupulus (European hop), 468 nucleotides. RefSeq lists its product as uncharacterized. The transcript has a single exon. The coding region runs from base 1 to 468 and encodes 155 amino acids. NCBI's taxonomy places the organism in Eukaryota, Viridiplantae, Streptophyta, Magnoliopsida, Rosales, Cannabaceae. The record is from RefSeq and is a predicted model, not a curated record.
AUGCAGUUAGGCAGGACAUUUGAGAAAGAAUUGCCCACAAUGGAAGGAGGGACAGAAAGUAACAUCAAUCUGGUGCCAGCAUGGGUUUUUGCCUUAACUCAGAAUGAAGCAGCCAACAGCAACACCGUAGUCAUAGGUCAUCUCCCUAAAUCUGGUAUGUUGUGUAGAGUCCUCAUUGAUUCUGGAGUGACUCACUCUUAUGUGUCCAUGAAUGUUAUUGAUAAGUUGAGUAUGCCUUUUAAACUAUUUGAGCAUAGCAUUAGUACCAUGUUACCAUUGGGAGACAUGAUGUUGUCAACUAUGUGGUUGCCAUCAAUGCCUAUAACGAUAGAGGUUAGGGAGUGCCCCGCAGACCUUAUAAAACUGAGUAUACCAGUUUAUGAUGUCAUACUUGGCAUGGAUUUGUUAUCAAAACAUGGGGCGACAAUAGACUGUCGAAAGAAGACUGUGGAGUUCAGACCCAAAUAA